Nymphalis io (European peacock) is the source of this 3166-nucleotide messenger RNA. It is a transcript of the gene Mctp, whose product is annotated as multiple C2 and transmembrane domain-containing protein-like. Gene Ontology annotation, molecular function: calcium ion binding. The transcript has 19 exons. Gene Ontology annotation, biological process: regulation of neurotransmitter secretion. The record is from RefSeq and is a predicted model, not a curated record. Gene Ontology annotation, cellular component: synaptic vesicle membrane. NCBI's taxonomy places the organism in Eukaryota, Metazoa, Arthropoda, Insecta, Lepidoptera, Nymphalidae. Bases 316 to 2718 code for a protein of 800 amino acids.
UCCGCGGGUGGAGGACGCGUUCCUUUAACAAACUGUCGUUUUUCCCGCCUUUCAUACGUUCAAUCAAUUCUGUUUUAUCUACGGAACUGACAUUUAUGUCACAAAGGAAUUUUAUUUGUUAUUCGUGCUGUGUGAUAAAAAUGUAACAGGAUGCAGUGUGUUAGUGUGCGUGUAGAAUGAUAAUGUUCGAAUUUUAAAUGAAUAUGAAAUUUAGGAACAGUGUUACUUAAAUCUAUUUAAAAUUAUAUGUUAUUCGUAGAAAAUAUAUUGCAAAUGACUCAAGUGCUAAGUUAUGCAGCCAUAGACAAUAAGUAGAUGUGUUCAAUAUGGCGUCACAGAGUAAUUCGAGCUUUUCUGAACUGUUUGCUGAUGAAGAAACUUAAGACAGCUGUGAGGAAGUGGCGGAUGAUGCGCCUCUUCCGGAAGAGGGAUGAUUCUUCACUAACGCGGCAAACAUCAAUCGACCCAGUGCCAUCAACUUCGGGUACCCCUGCGCACAUCUCGCGUCCGCCUGUGGAUCUACUGCAGUUGGAACCAGACGAAGGUCAAAAACUAAGAGAACAGCACUUACGACAAUAUGCCUUCUUUCAACUAAGGAUACAUUUAAAAAGAGGUCAAAAUUUAAUCGCAAUGGACAAGAAUGGAUUGUUGUCAGGCACCAGUGAUCCAUACGUGAAGUUUAAGGCUGCGGGCAGACUACUGCAUAAAUCAAGAAUAGUGUAUCGGGACCUUAAUCCUGUGUGGGAUGAAUGUUUCACGGUGCCAAUCGAAGAUCCUUUCCAGCCAGUGCAAUUGAAGGUUUUCGAUUAUGAUUGGGGCUUGCAAGAUGACUUCAUGGGCUCUUGCCACCUGGACCUCACAGCGCUGGAGCUGGGACGUUCUCAGGACCUGGUGCUGUGUUUGCGUGAUCCAAGCAAACCUGUCCAGGAUUUGGGGGAAAUUGUCCUCAACGUGACGCUUUACCCAAAAUCGCAAGAGGACAAAGAAGCAUAUUUGUUAAAAAACACGAGGCUAAGCGACGUGAACAAGAGACUUAAGGCGCAGAUAUGGAGUUCCGUGGUGACAAUAGUUCUAGUUGAAGCGAAAAACCUGCCAGCAAUGGACCUGGACACCAGGUCAAGCGACCCUUAUUGUAAAUUUAGAUUAGGUAAUGAAAAAUAUAAAAGUAAGGUAGUAUGGAAGACUCUCCACCCAUCGUGGUUGGAACAAUUCGAUCUCCACCUAUAUGAUGACCAGGAACAAAUCUUAGAAGUAACAGUAUGGGAUAAAGAUAAACAGACUAAGGACGAUUUUUUAGGAAGAUGUACAAUAGAUCUCUCGAGAUUAGAAAGGGAGAAAACACACAAUAUAUGGCAGGAACUCGAAGACGGUAACGGACAGAUAUUUCUCCUACUAACAAUAAGUGGUACCACACAAUCGGAAACAAUCACGGAUCUCGCUAGCUAUAAAGAAAACCCUAGGGAUGUUGAAAUUAUUGAAAGGAGAUAUGCGUGGCACCGAUUAAACGAGACAACGAGUGGUGUCGGUUGGCUGUGCGUCAAAGUGUACGGUGCUAAGGGCUUAGCGGCCGCGGAUUUAGGGGGGAAAUCAGACCCUUUCUGCGUAUUAGAACUUGGUAAUGCAAGGUUACAAACACAUACAGAGUAUAAGACACUUACACCGAACUGGAUGAAGAUAUUUACAUUCACAGUCAAAGAUAUAAGUUCAAUAUUAGAAUUAACGGUUUACGACGAAGACCACGAUCAUAAAGUUGAAUUCCUCGGUAAACUGGCAAUACCUCUGUUGAACAUAAGGAACGGGGAAAAACGGUGGUUCGCGCUGAAGGAUAAGAAAAUGAGGGCGAGAGCGAAGGGGAAUUACCCACAGAUUUUGUUAGAGAUGAACGUCAUUUGGAACCCACUCAAAGGAGCAAUCCGAGUUGUAAAUCCAAAGGAGCCCAAGUACAUGCACCAGGAGGCUAAGUUUAAGAGACAGUUGUUUAUUCGAAACGUAAUGAGACUGAAGGCUAUCAUUAUGUGGUUUAUCGAAAUUGGAAAAAUAUUACAAGAUUGUUUCGAAUGGGAAUCCAGGAUUCGAUCGUUCAUAGGUCUGUUAGCGUGGCUAGCGUUUUGUUACAACUAUCAAAUGUGGAUGUUACCAUUUUUAUUAUUAAUAUUUUUUGCGAGAAACUGGCUUAUUUAUAGACUUACGGUUCCAUUAAAACGUUACCGAUGUAAUCCUUGGGCGUGUCUGAAAGAAUUAUUUUGUAGUGGUAAUCCUUUGCUCUUACCUGUGGAUGAUGAUGAUCUACUAGCUGAGGAAGAUGACGAGGAGGAAGUAGACAAGGAGGAAAAGAAAUCUCUUAAAGAAAGAUUGCAAGCUAUACAAGAAGUAACACAAACAGUACAAAACGCGAUCGGUUAUGUCGCUUCUUUAGGAGAAGCUGUUAAAAAUCUUAUGAACUUUACAGUGCCAUAUCUUAGUUAUAUAGCUAUAAUUAUGCUAAUGGGAGCCAUGUUCGUUUUAUAUUUGAUACCGUUGAGGUAUCUUCUUAUGGCGUGGGGUAUUAACAAAUUUACAAGAAAAAUCCUACGUCCUCACACGAUACCUAAUAAUGAAGUAAUUGACUUAUUGUCGAGGGUACCAGAUGAUGAAACAUUGUUGGAUAUCAGAGAACUCAAGCCCCAGCCGCCGGGUGACAACAGACGAGACGCCCGAAAGAAGCACAAAGCAGCGUAACAAAAAUUGUAAAAAAAAUUUUUAUUUUUUAUUGUAAAAAAUAAAUAAACAGUCACGUUUUUAAAGUGGCAACAUUGUUGUUGUAAAAAUGAUAAUAUUUUUAUUGAGUUGGAUGUAAGUGCAUCACAAAUCACAACGUAAAUGAAAGUAAAAUUGUGUUAAAUUGAAUGUUGCCAUAUACUAAAAAUAAUACCAUUUUAGUAACUUUUAUAUUAUUACUUUUUAAAAAUCAAUAUUAAUUUAAAAUAGAUCUGAAAUGUUUCGUAUGUUGCAAAUCUUGACGAUAUAAUGUAAUUAAUUGUACCUGUUUUAGCGUCCAUUAGAAAUUUGUUUAUUAAAAUCAAAAUGCACUAUAUUAUACUGUAAGUAUGGAUUUCGAAAUAAGUUUAUAUUGCUUAUGCAAGGUGCUGACUGUUAUAAAGUAAGCCGUUGGAAGUUAGUUACAUAU